Molecule: messenger RNA, 372 nt
Organism: Solanum stenotomum
Lineage: Eukaryota; Viridiplantae; Streptophyta; Magnoliopsida; Solanales; Solanaceae
Exons: 1
Coding region: 1-372 (123 amino acids)
Source: RefSeq, a predicted model, not a curated record
AUGGGGACUUCUUCCUAUGACAUGGUAUUUGGAAAGGCAUGCCAUCUACCACCAAAGUUUGAAGACCAAGUAUAUUGGGUGAUCAAGAAGCUGAAUCUUGAACUUGAGUUAGCCGGUAAGAGAAUGAUAGGACAACUACAUGAACUUGAGGAGUUUAGGCUCCACGUAUAUAAAAAUGCAAAGAUUUAUAAAGAAAAUAUGAAGAAGGGGCAUGGCCAAAAUAUCAUCCCUCGCACUUUUGAUCUGAACCAGCAAGGUUUACUAUUCAACUUGCAACUGCAGUUGUUCCUUAGAAAACUGAGGUCAAAGUGGAGUGGGCCAUUCGAAGUUGUGCGGAUGACACCACAUGGGGCUAUGGAGCUACAGAAUUAA